AAGAAAAAUGGAACCAUGUCAAGUCCAGAUAAGGUUAAGAGAAGGAAAGGGGGAAUAAAACGCCCAGGUCGAGUUGUUCCUGGGCGGAAGACCGAACUAUCGCACCCCACCAUCCAGAUCGCGCCGCCGCAAGGGUUCGAAGCUUUCCCUGCCGCUGUUCCCGGAAUCGCUGCUGGUUAUCUUCCAUCUUGGCCGUGUCUGGGUCACCACCAUCGCCGUUUUCAUCCGCUCCGAUUACUCUUGAGGGCCUGCAGUUCUCAGGUGGUGGCAUUGAUUAAUCGCGGAACUUUGUCGACUGCUUGUUGCUACGUUCUUUUGUUAAGGUACUAAGUAAACGACAUGCAUGGGGACCCGGGCGUAGCACAUCUACAUUGUUGAGCACAUCACACAUAUUUAGAUAUUGAUAUGCAGACAUAUAUGUUUCUAUACCUACUAGUCGUACUGUAUUAUUCACUUAAUCCUGGUUACCUUACGAACCGUUAUAUUUGGUGUCUCCCGAUAUAAUAAGAUUUUAUGAACUCCACGGAUGUUUCUUUUAAGUUAAAAUGUCAAUAUAUAUCCUCUUAUUUCUA
Molecule: messenger RNA, 572 nt
Organism: Lolium perenne
Lineage: Eukaryota; Viridiplantae; Streptophyta; Magnoliopsida; Poales; Poaceae
Source: RefSeq, a predicted model, not a curated record